AUGACACCAUACACAGUGCUGGAUGAUACACCAUGCACAGUGCUGAAUGAUACACCAUACACAGUGCUGAAUGAUACACCAUACACAGUGCUGAAUGAUGCACCAUACACAGUGCUGAAUGAUACACCAUACACAGUGCUGGAUGAUACACCAUACACAGUGCUGGAUGAUACACCAUACACAGUGCUGGAUGAUACACCAUACACAGUGCUGGAUGAUACACCAUACACAGUGCUGGAUGAUACACCAUACACAGUGCUGAAUGAUACACCACACACAGUGCUGAAUGAUACACCAUACACAGUGCUGAAUGAUACACCAUACACAGUGCUGGAUGAUACACCAUACACAGUGCUGGAUGAUACACCAUACACAGUGCUGGAUGAUACACCAUACACAGUGCUGGAUGAUACACCAUACACAGUGCUGGAUGAUACACCAUACACAGUGCUGGAUGAUACACCAUACACAGUGCUGGAUGAUACACCAUACACAGUGCUGGAUGAUACACCAUACACAGUGCUGGAUGAUACACCAUACACAGUGCUGGAUGAUACACCAUACACAGUGCUGAAUGAUACACCAUACACAGUGCUGGAUGAUACACCAUACACAGUGCUGGAUGAUACACCAUACACAGUGCUGAAUGAUACACCAUACACAGUGCUGGAUGAUACACCAUACACAGUGCUGAAUGAUACACCAUACACAGUGCUUGAUGAUACACCAUACACAGUGCUGGAUGAUACACCAUACACAGUGCUGAAUGAUACACCAUACACAGUGCUGGAUGAUACACCAUACACAGUGCUGGAUGAUACACCAUACACGCUGGAUGAUACACCAUACACAGUGCUGAAUGAUACACCAUACACAGUGCUGGAUGAUACACCAUACACAGUGCUGAAUGAUACACCAUACACAGUGCUGGAUGAUACACCAUACACAGUGCUGAAUGAUACACCAUACACAGUGCUGAAUGAUACACCAUACACAGUGCUGAAUGAUACACCAUACACAGUGCUGAAUGAUACACCAUACACAGUGCUGAAUGAUACACCAUACACAGUGCUGAAUGAUACACCAUACACAGUGCUGGAUGAUACACCAUACACAGUGCUGAAUGAUACACCAUACACCACCAAUAAUACACCCAUUCACAUCUCAACAAUCCCGUGGCUGUAA
Molecule: messenger RNA, 1185 nt
Organism: Procambarus clarkii (red swamp crayfish)
Lineage: Eukaryota; Metazoa; Arthropoda; Malacostraca; Decapoda; Cambaridae
Source: RefSeq, a predicted model, not a curated record